Molecule: messenger RNA, 5618 nt
Organism: Bactrocera dorsalis (oriental fruit fly)
Lineage: Eukaryota; Metazoa; Arthropoda; Insecta; Diptera; Tephritidae
Product: C-mannosyltransferase dpy-19 homolog
Exons: 9
Coding region: 214-2832 (872 amino acids)
Cellular component (GO): nuclear inner membrane
Molecular function (GO): mannosyltransferase activity
Source: RefSeq, a predicted model, not a curated record
UCUUCGAAAUAGGCAAAUUAAAUGCAAAUAAGCAAGAAUAGAAAAGUUAUUUAGCCGGAUAAGAAAUAUAUUAUUUUUCUUUUAUAUUAAAUUUAAAACUCAAAUUGACAGGCGAUAGUGCAAAAAUUGUGUCUAUAAAUAAUAAAUGAAACCCAUAAUGAUUUGGAACUGAAGUUUUAAGUCCAAUUAGUGUGUUAUCAAAUAAUAAUAAUAAUGAAAGAACAAAAAUUGUUACUUAUCCUUUCGCAGUCGUUAAUUGGUACCGGCUUUUUCUUUUUGUAUGUUCAACAUGUGCGUUCAAUAUUUGAGUCCCGCACCAAUAUUGCAUAUUUAACACAAUUAGAACGGGAGUCUUUGUUGCGGCGGGAGGACUCGCUUUAUUAUUCAUUUUAUAAGACACUUACAGAGGAAGCAGACUUUUGGAGUGGUUACGAUAAAUUAACCAAUUUAACUGGCAUCGAGCAUCCACAAAAUGUGAAUGUAAUACAAAGGUUCCAUGUGUUACCAGAAUUGGCAAUAGGAUAUCUCUACCAUUUGCUAAGGCGAUAUGCUUUCACAGAAAACUUUCCAAUAUUUAGUUGUUGGCGGAGCAACGAUGUUCGUUUGCCUUUAGAGCAUCGUCAUUGUGACGGCAUUGGACAGCCCAUGCAGUUUUACUUGGAAUGCGUAUGGCUUCUUGGUGGGGUCACUGUACUAGUUAUUUAUAUAUAUGGAACAUUACUGAGUGAAAAUAUAUUUGGUGGCAUUUACGCAGUGGUUUCCUAUGUUAUGUUCCACAGUUUUGCUUCCAAGAUCUACGAAUCCCCUAUGGCACGUGAAAAUUUUGCUUUUCCAAUUAUUUUCAUGCAAAUGUUUUACCUUUGCUUGUGUAUUGAUCGCAUCACGGAACGCAAAGCAUAUCACAAGCGGCUUUUUAUAACAAUCAAAUUGACGCUGCUGACAGCUCUUGCUCUUCUCUGUUGGCAAUUUUCUUCUGUUAUUUUUGCAACGCAGGUCCUUAUUAUGAUGGCUCCUUGGACCCCAAGUUCAAUAUCUGAGAUGGUUUCUAGUACUUUUACGAUUGAUUAUGCGAUCUCUCAACUUAUUGCCACAUCACUAGCCUACUACUGUUCCUUUAGCAACAAGAAAUAUAUUUUCGCCUGGCAUAUUGGUCCAGCCAUUGGACUUCUAUUUCUCAGUAUAGAGCGGCAAGUCAAACCUCAAACUCCUAAUAGUGGCAUUUCGUUCAAAACUAUUUGGGCGGGGUUAUUAGCGGCCAUAAGUGUGCAAGGAACUUUAUAUGAUAUGUUGGAGAGAACAGGAUUCGCACGUUCAAUUGACAACGGAUUCGCCCUCUAUCGUGAUUUAAUAGUGCAAUGGAGCUUCCAGGCAAAAGUGAGUUUCUCCACCAGCAUUGCGGCCUGCAAUCCAGCUUAUCAGAAUUUGAAUAUUGGACAUUUGUGGGAGCUCAUAAAGACUCUAAUUGUGAAGCCCUAUUGCAUGUACGGUGUUGUGAUGUUGGCAAAGUUUUUUCGCAAGUGGCGUAAGGGUAGUGAAAAAAAAAAUCCCAGCAAAGAUAAUGUGGAACGAGCCAAAAAAUAUGUGCUCGAGGAUUUUUUGGAAGAAAACCGCAUAUCAAUGGGUGAUAUGUCAAAUAAAGAGACGGAGAACGAUUUAAAUGAAUGUCUUAAGUUACUAGAAGAUUGUAACUAUGACUACAAUCGCUAUAAACAGGAGAAAACUAAGUCGAAGAACAAUAAAGUCUUUGAACACGAAGAGUUUAUGAAUAACAUCAAAUUAUUAAAAGAGCAGAUUAAAGAAGGUACUCGAAAUAUUUCUAAAAUUAACCAUUCUGAGAAUUCAGAAAAGCAACAAGAAGAAUGUACUGAUGGAAAUGUAAAACCGUCCAUAAGUGAGGAUAAAGCAACAAUAAACAGUGAGUCGAUCCCAGCAGCACCAAAGGUGGAAACGAACGAUUCUGGGAGUGAUACGAAUAACUGCACUUUUACUGAUAGCAGUGGUAUAAAAAGUGGCGAUGGUAAUAAAAACGUACGACGUACACCUCAUAAAAGCGCGGACUGCGAAGCUUCCAAAGCUGACUAUCAUAGCGAUAUUACCGGUUUCCAUUAUGUCUACAGCUUUGUACAAAUGGCCGUUUUUACCGCCUUAGGACUUAGUGUAAAAAAGUUAUUCUUCCUUUGUUUCACUCAAGGUUGUGUUAUUGCGCCGACAAUAUGUUCCAAGUUUUGGUAUCGCAAGCAACGCAAUAUAUUUUGGGCAGUAUCAUUGGCGGUUUUUUUAACAAGCAUGGUUAAUCCCGGUUUAGUUAAUAUACGUGAAGAAUACUUUCCUACACGCCCAGGACAUGCUAGUGAUGAUUUGGAUAGCAUGUUGGAAUGGAUCAAAAUUAAUACUGAGCGCGACGCUGUUUUUGCAGGUCCAGUAGAAAUUAUUGGCACGGUGCAUUUAGUUACUAGACGACCGAUUGUAAACCAUGCUCACUUGGAAAUACGUCACAUCCAUGAACGCACGGAACAUGUCUACUCAGUAUUCAGCCGUCAGCAGUCAUCAGAUAUUUACAAUCAAUACUCACAACUUAAAGUGCAGUAUUUAAUUAUAUCCCUUCAGGACUGCAGCAAUGAAAUUCGUGAUGAAUGUGAUCUACUUUCGAUUUGGGAUGAUCUGCAGCCGUCGAAUCGCAAAUAUCCGCAAUUUUGUUCGGAAUUAGCAAACAAGAAUAUACCCAGCUUCUUGAAAGUAUUCUCUAAUGAUUAUUACGGUAUUAUUAAGAUGUUUUCGCAGAGUGUGCAAAUUAAUUUGAAGCUUAGUAAGAUGCCCGAAAAAGUAAUGUAGCCAAGUAGUCAAACUUGCUUCGAUUUUAAGUGAGGCAAUGGUAGGAAAAGUGGCCAAGAAUUUAAAAUGUCAAUUACGUUAUUUUAUUUAUAUACAAAGUUUCAUGUUGCGUUCAUAUUUUAUAUUUAUUGUAAUUUUGACAAGAGACAUUUCAAGCCUCGAUAUAUUACGAUUGAACAUCGAUUUUGCUGUAUUUAAUAGUUGUGGUUAAAUGAAAAUAAUUUUUAAGAAAUACAAAUACAAACGACUCUGACCUACUUAUGUAGAUGUCCUAAUGUAUGUAUAUACAUACAUACAUAUGAGAAUAUGAAAAGUGUAGAAAGCUACAAAAAAAAAGAUAUAAAUAUUGAAGUUUGUUCAAAGAGAAAUCUUUUUUUCAUAAAAGCUUUGAAUCGUAAUUUUUUCCUUUAUAACACCGAAUGCCAAGUUUACUGAAUUUUAUAUAGACUGCCCUCUUGCAUUCCAUUUCUGGCUUAUUUGUGUUACCUGCAAUUAAAAAAAAAAAUUAUAAUGAAAAAAACUAUAAGUUUGAAAUUAGCGACCUUAUUAAUUUGCAUGCGAAAGUGGCCUCUAUGUUGCCUCUUUCUUACAUAUGUUACCUUGUAUGUAUCUACAUAUUCAUAUCUGUAUUUGAGAUAUUCGGUUGGUAAUUAAUUACAAUUCUUGUCCAUGAAAACAUUGCUGAAAACCGAUUUGCAAGCGUAAUGUUUAUUCUUUAAUGAAACAUUUCACAUGCAGUAAGGGAAUCAUAGUUUUUGUUUUAAUUAAGAGCUAAUGUCGGAUUUAGGAAAUGUGCUAAGCGUUUAACACGCAUAAGAUAAUAUAUUUUGUUAAAAAAAGAAAAUAAUAUUGUGUACAUAUAGGCUGUUCUCUAUGUAAUUUAAAAUAUUGAAUUUUAAGGAUAAAGAGACUGCUUCCAUAUCUCAACUACCAAACCUAAUGCUUGAGAAAUAUUGCAAUAAAUUGUAUUAUUUUUAGUUACUUAUUUGGCAGAUAUGUUUCCAUUAUAUUUUGAGUAUACUUUUUUCAUAAUUUUUGGAGUGUCGAAAAAUUAGCAGAAAAUAUUCUACAGUCUAAAAAUUGAUCUUAUAGUAUUCAUUAAUUCUUAUUUUUCUUCAGUGCUGUAUAUAAUUUUUUUUUUACUUCAAGGAGACUAGUAAGUAGCAAAAUAACGUACUGUUACAUACUAUGCGACUAACCAUUCUAACAGCUGCAAUUUAAUAACGUUGUGGGCAUACAGCUGUGUUCAUUGAAAUAGCAGUGCAGAUGACCUGUAUGUUCUAGAUGGACAAAUUCUAUUAUAAACCCAAAAUAUGAGAUAAAAAAUGUUUUAGAAGUGAUAAUUUAUUUAUUUUUACAUGACCUAAAACUUAUUUUGUGCUAAUUUAUGUUAUAUUUUUUAAGUAUGAAUGAAUAAUAAAAUAAAAGCGCUAAUUUGUGCUGUUCAGUGAAAUAGCAGUGCUAACGAAAAAUAUCAAAAAAAUCAACAUAACUCAUUAAUUAACUUUAUUAUACUAAAUAAUAUUUUAGUAUUGUCCUAAUACAUUGUUGUGUAUCCUUUAUUGGCAAUUACAGCCUCGCACCUACGAGGUAUGGAGUCAACCAAGUCCUGACAACGCUUAAGAGGAAUCUGCGCCCCUCUUGAACAACAUGCCAAAGCUGCGGCUUAGAAGACGGGAAUUGUUUUGAAACAAAGCGUUUGACGUGUCCGCAUAAGUUUUCGAUGGGGUUGAAAUCCGGGGAUUGAGCUGGCCAUGGCAUCAACACGAUUUUUUCUUGGCUAAGCCAAUUUUUAGCCAAUUCUCUGGUCUGUUUUGGAUCGUUAUCCUGCUGGAAUGUCCAUUUUAAGGGCAUAUUCCACCUGGCACAUGUCAGCAUAACGUUCCUUAAUAUCUCCACGUACACAUUUUAAUCCAUGAUCCCAUCGAACAUAUGUAUUGGGCCAACACCGCUAUAGGAAAAAACGGCCCAUUUAAAAAUUUUUAAGCCACCGUGCUUUACUGUCCUGACCGUUUAAUCUGAAGUAUAAUCUGGAAUAUACUCCGUGUUUGGAGGUCGACGGACAUAUUGUCUAGAGCCUGCUCCACAAAACAAGACCAUUUUGGACUCAUCUGUCUAAAAGGAUUGUUUUUGUUGAAGCUCAUUAUGCGAGGGUUCUCCAAAUUUGUAGUUUUGCGUAGGGUAUCACGUUUUUCGGGCUUCAAUUCUUGGCAGAACUUUUUUAAACGGCUUUGUAUUCCUUUGUAUGUUUUCCUAUCGCCUCUAAGCUCAACAAUCAAAAGCCUAUCUUCCUUGGAGCAGUGGGGUCUUGUACCCACUAAAAUUUAAAUUUGUUCAUUGUUAUAGUCUAUUGUCAUUUAAAUUACAAUAAUAAACUUAAUUUGACUCAUUAUUCACAAAUUUAAAAUUUUUAUCGGCACUUUUCGUUGAGAAAAAUUAAAAAUUGCUAUUUCAGUGAACAGCCAAAAAGUGGUGGAUUUUCGCAAAAAUAUAAAAAAAAAGCACCAAGCAUAUCAAAUCUAACGGGGUUUUCACUUUUUUCUAUUCUCUGUAUUCCAUUUUACAAAAACAAUGUGCAAGCGAUCAAUUAACUAAACGGAAUAUGCCAAAAAACCGUUAUAUAUUUUCACUUCUCUUGCACUGCUAUUUUAAUGAACACAGCUGUAUGUGUUGUAGUGGAUUAGGAGGACAAUGCAAAAAAAUAGAUAUUACUUUCAUUAUAAUUGUGUUGGUUCGUAAAAUGUGAUUUACUAUAUUUAUAAAUAAACGUAUCAAAAUAAACUUUA